CACACACACACACACACACACACACACACACACACACACGUGAUGAUUCCCUCAGGUGUAAGGAAAGAGACAGGCAGACACACAGGUUACGCUUGUUUGAUGAUUGCUGGAUUAACGAGAAACAAGCGUAGAGUAACAAGCCACAGCCUCGUUCACACAUUCCCGAUCAAAAUGCCAUCUAAUAGAUAACGCGCGCUGUCCAGGAACCAACAGGAUUCACAUUACUUUAUACCUACUUAUAUCAUUGGUAUUACUAUGAAUAUAAAUACAGGAUAAGUUGUGCUACCGAUCUAUGCACUAGUAUCAAUACCACUUUCUUUUCCAAUAAUUAGCUGGUUAAUUAAUAGAGGUACCGUUGCUACGCUGAUCCAGGCAGUGACACCACCCGCCCACCACUCCCACGGUCCCACCCUCCCUCCAGUUCAGGUUUUCCUACUCUUUCGUGGCGGCAGGAGGUGUGCGGUUACCUUCUACUACUACAUUUAAAAACCUCUGGUUAAAUUGACACGGGGUUUUUAAAUUAUCUUUACGAUUCUAGUGACAUACUAACAGGAUUUCUACACUCAAAAGGCUCUGUUGGAAGUGACACGUACGGGAUAUCGCGAGUGUUUUCAAGGUUUUCUGACUAAGAAGAGUGCGUUGCUGUUUUCGUCUCAAAAUCUUAUUGCUGGACUAAAGCCAUGAAAGCACAACAGCAGAGAAAGGACUACGUUAUCAAGAAGUCCUCCUCGGCACUCUCAAAAGUCCCUAAACAUGGCAGCAACGUCCUCGCCAGGGAAGAGGCUCCUCCGCUCUAAGUCUGGGCUGAGGAUCGUGCCCAUGAGCGAGUGUGGCAGGAGUCCCUUUGAGUUGAAGGAGCCAGAAUGGAUACCAGACAAACAGAGCCCGACAUGUAUGGACUGCAAGGAAAAAUUCGACUUCCUCAAGAGACGGCACCACUGCCGAAGGUGUGGGCGAGUGUGCUGUGCGGCGUGCUGUGACACUCGCAUGGAGCUACCCAGAAUGUGCUUCCUGGACCCCGUAAGGCUGUGCUCCUCCUGCGCCAACACCACACAGAAGGAGAAAAUCUUCUUCAGCCAGGACCUCAAGAACUUGGUGACGGGGGCAAUUUUGUGUGUGGGCAGCGACAACCCCAACUUGGCCCACUGUCGCCUCUCCCCCGACCAUCGCUUCCUGAUGUUGUCUGGAGACCCUAACUCACCUGACCCGCCCACCUGCAUCCCUCUGCACAGAUUGACGAGCCUUCAGGUGGAGAGAAAAAACCAGGACACGGCUGGGGGCUGCCUGGUGAGCGGCCUGUUGGUGCAGUACUGCCUGGCUGGGGAGGAGAUGCAGGACAUCACCCUGGAGGCCCCAUCGGAUGCCACAACCACUGCCUACGCCUUCCUUGCCGCCCUGGAAAAAGCCGUCUUCAUGAUGCAGGAGUCCAGGGAUGUGAUUGGCACGGGGGAGUAGCGAUGGCUUAACCCUGCGGUUACAUGAGUGGGAGGUUAAAUUUAGGGUUCAUUUAGGUCAGUUAGGUCAGUUUUAGGGUCAUUUGGAUAUGUUAAGGACAAUUUUCUAGGGUCAUUUGGGGAUGUCAAGGACAAUUUUUAGGGUUAUUUGGGUAUGUUAAGGACAAUUUUCUAGGGCUAUUUGAAUGCGUCUGGGGCAGUUUUAAAGGUUAUAUGGAUGUGUUAAGGACAAUUUGCUAGGAUUAUUUGAGUGUUGAGGUGAAGUUUUUGAGUUCAUUUGUGUUAGGCAAAUUUUUAGGGCAUAUUUGAGUGUGUGAGGUUGGUGAGGUUACUCAAGUGUGUGGAGGUUAAAGGAAAUGAAAUCUUGAGGUUAUUUUGUGAGUGUUAGCACAAUUUCUUGGGUUUAUUUGAGCAUUUGAGGUUUGAUGAGGUUAUUGAGAGAAAGAAAGUGAGGUUUUUCAGUGUCAUAUGUGUGUUUGAAAGGAGAGGUUUAGGGCUUCUUACAUUGGGAUAGGUUUGGUGAGGUUAAUUUAGUGUCAGGUCAGAGUGAGGUCAUGAGGUUUGUUGAGGUUAUUGAAGGAAAGAAAGUGAGGUUUUUCAGUGUCAUAUGUGUAUUUGAAGGGAGAGGUUUGGACAGGUUUGGGGUUUCUUAGAAUGUGGUAGGUUAGGUGAGGUUAUUCUAGUGUCAGGUCAGAGUGAGAUCAUGUAAGUGGCAGGGCAGAAUUUAAGGAUUAUUUAAGUGUGUCAGGUUUAACAUUUUGGAUCAUGGAAGGUCAGAUUAAGUCAUUAGAGGUCAUUAGCCACUUAGCUCUCAAGAACACUGACCUUUGACCUUUGUCCAGAGUAUAUGUGGAGUGGUUGUUUGUUUGUUUGUUUUUCUGUGCCAUUGUAUUACAUGAAGAAUUUUUUUUUUCCAUGUUAUUUGUGAAGUGCCACUUUUGAUAUUGUUCAGGAAAAAUUGCCAAAAAGAGAAGUGUUAUUUGAGAUAUGUUUGAGUGUGUGUGUGUGUGUGUGUGUGUGUGUGUGAUCAGUUCAUUCAUGUAUUCUAUCUUUUCUUUUUCUUUUAUUUUAUUUAUUCAUGUUAAAAGCUUAUCAGAGAAAUUAUUUGCUGAGAGAUAUAUUACAGGGAGAUGUUGGUGUGUGUGUAAUUCACCUCGGUCGUCUGCUGGUCACCCAGCCAGUCUUCCCCAUUAUGGAGCGAGCUCAGAGCUCAUAGACCGAUCUUCGGGUAGGACUGAGACCACAUCAACACACAACACACACCGGGAAAGCGAGGCCACAACCCCUCCAGUUACAUCCUGUACCUAGGUGAACAAGGGCCACACAUUAAGAGGCUUGCCCAUAUGCCUCGCUGCUUUCCGGGACUCGAACUCGGCCCUCUCGAGUGUGAGUCGAGCAUGCUAACCACUACACUACGCGGUGUUUGCUGGCUGGAAGAUGUUGAUGUGUGUGUGUGUGUGUGUGUGUGUGUGUGUGUGUGUAUGCGUGAUUGUGUGAAAAGCUCAUUGCGAAUUCUUAACUUUAGGAUUCUUUUUCGGGAAGAGUGAUGCAUUUGGUAUUCAGAAACAAAAAAAAAUCUUAACAAACAAGGAAAUUUACUUGAUUUAUUGAAAGGCUCAUAAUUAACUACUCACUGCUUUCUCUUUCUUUUUUUCUAUCUAUUAUUUCUUGACACAUUUAGUAUAUAGCAUUCAAAGAGUCUUGCCAAACAUACCACUAGGAAAUGUAUAUGUUCAAU
Molecule: messenger RNA, 3192 nt
Organism: Portunus trituberculatus (swimming crab)
Lineage: Eukaryota; Metazoa; Arthropoda; Malacostraca; Decapoda; Portunidae
Product: zinc finger FYVE domain-containing protein 21-like
Exons: 7
Coding region: 754-1455 (233 amino acids)
Molecular function (GO): metal ion binding
Source: RefSeq, a predicted model, not a curated record